Ambispora gerdemannii is the source of this 765-nucleotide messenger RNA. The record is from the annotation of a GenBank genome assembly. NCBI's taxonomy places the organism in Eukaryota, Fungi, Glomeromycota, Glomeromycetes, Archaeosporales, Ambisporaceae.
AUGUUGGAAGCACGACCAAACAACGCAGGCUUGAUAAAAAAGAUAGUUACGUGCAUCAACGAGUUAGUGUCUGAAGCUAACCUCGAUGUCACCGAAUCCGGAAUUUCGCUUCAAGCGAUGGAUUCAUCACAUAUCGCAUUGGUAUCGUUGCUGUUGUCCAAAGAAGGAUUUGACCCAUAUCGAUGUGAUCGAGGGUUUACGUUGGGCGUAAAUUUAGCCUCUUUGAGUCGAAUCUUGUCGUGUGCUGGCGAUGAAGAUGCUAUUACUUUUACGUGUGAUGAUACCGCGGAUGUUAUGAAUUUGAAAUUUGAGAGUAGAGAUGGUAAUAAGGUAUCCGAAUACGAGCUAAAAUUGAUGGAUAUUGAUCAAGAACAUCUUGCUAUUCCCAACCAAGAAUAUCCAUGUGUUGUUAGUUUGCCAUCGAUAAAAAUUUUCGUCACAAAAGGAGGAAUCAAAUUUUCCACUAGUGGAGAGACUACUAAAGGAAAUGUCACAUUAAAGUCGACGGUUAGUGAGGACAACGAAAUCAUCUCGUUAAAUGUCAAGAAACCAGUUGAAAACGAAUUCGCACUUAAGUGUCUAUUACAAUUCUCAAAAAGCCAAAAGUUAAGUGACCAUGUUACUCUGUAUCUGGCGAACGACCUUCCAGCAAUGGUCGAGUACAAUCUGGAGGCGGCGGGAUAUGUCAAAUAUUUCCUUGCACCUAAACUGAACGAGGGCGGUGAUGGUGACGAGGAACAGGCAGUUGAUGAGGAUGAAGAUUAA